Molecule: messenger RNA, 507 nt
Organism: Plasmodium gonderi
Lineage: Eukaryota; Apicomplexa; Aconoidasida; Haemosporida; Plasmodiidae
Exons: 2
Coding region: 1-507 (168 amino acids)
Source: RefSeq, a predicted model, not a curated record
AUGGCUGAUUCGUGUGAAAACGACGAAGAUGUUCUUCAAAUGAUACAGCAAAUAAAAAAGAUAACGAAGGAGAGUAAAAGAAAGUUUGAAAAUGAAAUUGAAUAUUUAGUGGAGGACACGAAAUCUAAUUUGCUUAGUCUAGUUAAUGAUGAAAAAAAUCAUAUUAAAAAAGAGACCGAGGAAAAAUUAAAUCAUCUUCGAGAAAAUGUCAUAAAAUAUGAAAAGGGCAUUAAUGAAAAAAGGAGACAUUACCUGAAACUCAAAACAGAGUUAGUUACUGUAGUGAACAAUUAUAAAAAAAGGAUAAAGGAUUUCUACAAGGAGGCUGAAAAUUUCAUGCAAGCAUACGAACAUGAGAAAAAGGAACUUGAAGACUUGGAGGAUAGAGAAUGGUCCGAACUGAACACUCAGUGUGUUGAAAUUUUAAGCAAGACGAAAUCGAAUAUAUGUGCUAAGAAAGAUGAAACAAAUAAAAAACUCAGAAAGGUACUUAACUCUAUAAUGUGA